Trichoderma gamsii is the source of this 1041-nucleotide messenger RNA. Its product is annotated as glycosyl hydrolase family 10. The transcript is spliced from 4 exons. Bases 1 to 1041 code for a protein of 346 amino acids. The record is from RefSeq and is a predicted model, not a curated record. Gene Ontology annotation, biological process: carbohydrate metabolic process. Gene Ontology annotation, molecular function: hydrolase activity, hydrolyzing O-glycosyl compounds. Lineage: Eukaryota; Fungi; Ascomycota; Sordariomycetes; Hypocreales; Hypocreaceae.
AUGAGAACAAGUCUUGUCUUUUGCCUUUUGGCACCUCUUGUGGCUUCUUUACCAGCCGAAUUUGUUCAGCUAGAGCCAGAGCUGGCCGCACGUCGUGCCAACAUCACUGAGCGAACUGCCGACCUAGAAGAUCGACAAGCUUCUGUCAGCAUUGACCAGCGUUUCAAAAAUCGAGGCAAAAUCUAUUUCGGAACUGCCACUGAUCGUGGCCUACUCCAACGGGACCGAAAUGCGGCCAUUAUCCAAGCCAAUCUUGGUCAAGUGACGCCAGAAAAUAGCAUGAAAUGGCAGUCGCUUGAGUCAAAUCAAGGUCAAUACAAUUGGGGAGACGCAGAUUAUCUCGUCAACUUUGCGCAGCAAAACGGCAAGGUCAUACGUGGACAUACUCUUAUUUGGCAUUCCCAGCUCCCAAACUGGGUCAACAACAUCAACAAUGCAGACACUUUGCGCCAAGUCAUUCGCACGCAUGUUUCAACUGUUGUUGGGCGAUAUAAGGGGAAAAUCCGCGCAUGGGAUGUGGUAAAUGAGAUUUUCAACGAAGAUGGAACACUUCGCUCUUCUGUCUUUUCCAGAUUAUUGGGCGAAGAGUUUGUGUCCAUUGCAUUCAAUGCUGCUCGAGCUGCUGAUCCGUCCGCCCGCCUCUACAUUAAUGACUAUAAUCUUGAUCAGUCUGGAUAUAGUAAAGUCAAUUUGAUGAGGUAUUAUGUUGAUAAAUGGAUCUCUCAAGGCGUCCCAAUUGACGGCAUCGGCACCCAAACUCACAUUGGCUCUGGAGGAGGCUCGGCUAUACUGGGUGCUCUUCAGCAGCUGGCUACUGCACCUGUUACCGAGCUGGCCAUCACUGAGCUCGAUAUCGCGGGAGCGCCAUCGAAUGAUUAUACAGCCGUGGUUCAAGCAUGCUUAAGUGUCUCUAAAUGCAUUGGUAUCACUGUAUGGGGUGUUAGUGAUAAGGACUCGUGGCGUAGUGGCAGCAACCCCCUUCUAUACGACAGUAACUUCAACCCUAAAGCUGCAUACAAUGCUAUUGCCAACAUUUUGUGA